AUGUCCAGCAACUUGGAACCAGGCGAUUGGGCCGAAUUCCAAGAAUUGUCCGUGAAGUACCACACUCAAGACGGAACAUUCACCGAAGACCACGCAACAUACAAGUGGAAUAGGACCCUGAUCGAGGCCUGUAAGAUGAUUGGCCGUGACGCCUGCCCGGGACCGAAAGUCGAGGGUUGGGUGCGGGAUCAAGGAUUCCGGAACGUACACCAUCAAAAGUUCAUGCUCCCGGUUGGCCCCUGGCCCAAGGAACCCCACUACCGAGAUAUUGGCAUGCUCAAUCUGGCCCAGACACUGGAAGGUCUGGAGGGCUUCUCCUUGAAGCUCUUCUGCGGUGUCCUCGGACGAACGAAAGAGGAGGUGUUCGUUGAGCUUUCGCAGGUGCGAAAAGAGCUGAAGACGGGCGCGUUCCAUGCCAUGUUUGACUUACACGUUGUCUAUGGACAGAAGCCCUUUGAGACGGAGGCAGAAGAAUGA
Colletotrichum chrysophilum is the source of this 477-nucleotide messenger RNA. RefSeq lists its product as uncharacterized. Bases 1 to 477 code for a protein of 158 amino acids. The record is from RefSeq and is a predicted model, not a curated record. Lineage: Eukaryota; Fungi; Ascomycota; Sordariomycetes; Glomerellales; Glomerellaceae. The transcript has 2 exons.